ACGUCACUUUUCCCAUCAUGCUUUGAUGGGCCCUUGUGCGCACGCUUUGAGCCGCUGGUCCUUUUCAUCGCGUAGUGUGGCGAGGUACGCAGGCGGAGAUAUAAAAAGUGAAGAGAUUCGCUUUAUUUCCUGUAUGUACUGAUUUGUUUAGAAGGUGACCAUGCAGCUGUUUUUGCGGGCGCAGAACACCCACACCUUGGAGGUGACGGGCACUGAGACUGUCAGAGACAUUAAGCUCCAGGUGCAGCUCCUAGAAGGUGUGCCUGUGGACGAGCAGGUGCUGCUGUUGGCUGGUUCUCCCUUGGAUGAUGCAGCCAGCCUGGGCCAGUGUGGUGUGUCAGAGCAUUGUACCCUGGAGGUGCUGGCCAGGAUGCUUGGAGGAAAGGUUCACGGCUCCCUGGCUCGUGCCGGAAAGGUCCGUGGACAGACUCCCAAGGUUGACAAACAGGAAAAGAAGAAAAAGAAAACGGGCCGCGCUAAGCGCCGCAUCCAGUACAACCGCCGCUUUGUCAACGUGGUUCCCACAUUUGGAAAGAAGAAGGGUCCAAAUGCCAACUCGUAAGGAGCCUGGGGGCACAUGAGCGGACCUGGAUACGCUGUCUGGAAGGAGGGAUCCGCUCCCUCAUGGAGAGGAAAAGCCAUUCUGUUCUUCCCGCUUACUGUAAUGACGCAGGCGUGCUGAAUGGGAGACUUACAUGGAAACAUUUCUGCUCAUGUGCUUCUGAUAAACAUUCAAAUAAAGUAGAAAUAUCAAAUGCCAAA
Molecule: messenger RNA, 762 nt
Organism: Brienomyrus brachyistius
Lineage: Eukaryota; Metazoa; Chordata; Actinopteri; Osteoglossiformes; Mormyridae
Gene: faua
Product: FAU ubiquitin like and ribosomal protein S30 fusion a
Exons: 5
Coding region: 161-562 (133 amino acids)
Biological process (GO): translation
Cellular component (GO): cytosolic small ribosomal subunit; ribosome
Molecular function (GO): structural constituent of ribosome; protein binding
Source: RefSeq, a predicted model, not a curated record